AUGGCCUUUGCCCUCCUGACCUCCGUGCCUCCCGUCUUCGGCCUCUACACGUCUUUCUUUCCGGUCCUCAUAUACUCCUUGUUGGGCACUGGGAGACACCUGUCCACUGGAACGUUCGCUGUGCUCAGCCUCAUGACCGGCUCCACGGUGGAGCGGCUGGUGCCCGAACCCCUGGGGGGCAAUCUGAGCCGAAUCGAGAGGGAACAGUUAGAUGCUCAACGGGUUGGGGUUGCUGCAGCCAUGGCCUUCGGGAGCGGGGCGCUGAUGCUGGGGAUGUUCGCGCUGCGGCUCGGCGUCCUGUCCACCUUUUUGUCUGAGCCUGUGGUCAAAGCGCUGACCAGCGGGGCCGCGCUGCACGUGCUGGUGUCCCAGCUGCCCAGCCUUUUGGGGCUGCCACUGCCGCGGCAGAUCGGCUGCUUCGCUCUCUUCAAGACGCUGGCCGCCUUGCUGACCGCGCUGCCCCAGAGCAGCCCCGCGGAACUGACCAUCUCCGCGCUCAGCCUGGCGCUGCUGGUGCCGGUCAAGGAGCUGAACGUGAGGUUUCGUGACCGACUGCCCACCCCCAUCCCGGGGGAGAUCGCCCAGGUGCUCCUGGCCUCUGCGCUCUGCUUCGCCUCUUCCCUGGACACGAGAUACGACGUGCAGAUAGUGGGGCUGCUGCCCGGAGGAUUCCCCCAGCCCCUGCUCCCCAGCCUGGCUGAGGUGCCCAGGGUUCUGGCCGACUCGCUGGCCGUGGCGCUGGUCACUUUCGCUGUGUCCACCUCCCUGGCCUCCAUCUAUGCCGACAAGUACAGCUACACUAUCGACUCCAACCAGGAGCUCAUGGCGCACGGAGUCUCCAACCUCAUCUCGUCCCUCUUCUCUUGCUUUCCCAACUCGGCCACACUGGCCACAACCAGCUUACUGGUGGACGCUGGGGGCAACACGCAGCUGGCAGGCCUCUUCUCCUGCGCGGUGGUGCUGUCGGUGAUGCUGUGGCUCGGGCCCUACCUCUACUACCUGCCCAAGGCGGUCCUGGCCUGCAUCAACGUGUCCAGCAUGCGCCAGCUGUUCUUCCAGAUGCAGGAGCUUCCGCAGCUGUGGCGCGUCAGCCGCGUGGACUUUGCUGUGUGGAUGGUCACCUGGGUGGCUAUCGUGACCCUGAGUGUGGACCUGGGCCUGGCUGUGGGCGUGGUCUUCUCUAUGAUGACUGUGGUCUGCCGAACCCGGAGGACGAAGUGCCUGGCGCUGGGACUGGCCGAGGGGACGGAGCUCUACAGGCCACUCGGAGAGAGCCGCAAGCUCCUCCAGGUCCCCGGGCUCUGCGUCCUGAGCCACCCGGCACCUCUCUACUUUGGGACCAGAGGGCAGUUUCGCCGCACCCUGGAGCAGCACCUGGGGCUUGGAGAAGGACCCCACCAGGUGAGGGCCUUGGCCAGAGGGCACCUCACCUGGCAGCCAGGGGCAAGGGGCAGGGCUGCCCCGGGGCUGAGCCCUGUGCUCAGGGGGUCUCAUUCACCCUUGAGCCCCCAGGGUGGCCUGCAGGAGGCUCUGGAGACAGCUGGCCCCACCGAGGCAGCUGCCCAGCCGGUCAGAGCCGUGGUGCUGGACUGCAGCGGAGUCACCUUCGUGGACGCCACGGGGGCCAGAGAGGUGGUACAGCUGGCCGGCCGCUGCCGCGACACCGGGAUCCUCCUGCUCCUGGCGCAGUGCAACGCCUCAGUGCUGGCGACCCUGACCCGCGCGGGGCUCCUGAGCAGCGUGACCCCAGAGCAGCUGUUUGUGAGCGUGCAGGAUGCAGCCGCGCAUGCCCUGGAGAGGCUGGAGCUGACUGGUCCAAAGACUUGCACAGUGUGGGUCUGACCUGAUCAUGUGGAGUGUGAAGGGCCCUAACUGUAUGGGGGUGAGGAAGGCUGUGCCCCCCAGGCCACUUAGUUGAUGAAACUAAUAAAAUGAAGCUGAGAGCCUCUGGG
Molecule: messenger RNA, 1952 nt
Organism: Condylura cristata (star-nosed mole)
Lineage: Eukaryota; Metazoa; Chordata; Mammalia; Eulipotyphla; Talpidae
Gene: SLC26A10P
Product: solute carrier family 26, member 10
Exons: 16
Coding region: 1-1842 (613 amino acids)
Biological process (GO): transmembrane transport
Cellular component (GO): membrane
Molecular function (GO): oxalate transmembrane transporter activity; sulfate transmembrane transporter activity; chloride transmembrane transporter activity
Source: RefSeq, a predicted model, not a curated record